Molecule: messenger RNA, 309 nt
Organism: Staurois parvus
Lineage: Eukaryota; Metazoa; Chordata; Amphibia; Anura; Ranidae
Source: the annotation of a GenBank genome assembly
CAUACCAGCAUCCCGAUCUCCGCCAUACCCCAUACCAGCAUCCCGAUCUCCGCCAUACCCCAUACCAGCAUCUCGAUCUCCGCCAUACCCCAUACCAGCAUCCCGAUCUCCGCCAUACCCCAUACCAGCAUCCCGAUCUCCGCCAUACCCCAUACCAGCAUCCCGAUCUCCGCCAUACCCCAUACCCCAUACCAGCAUCCCGAUCACCGCCAUACCCCAUACCAGCAUCCCGAUCACCGCCAUACCCCAUACCAGCAUCCCGAUCACCCCUAUACCCCAUACCAGCAUCCUGAUCACCGCCAUACCUCA